This is a messenger RNA of Heterocephalus glaber (naked mole-rat), 3197 nucleotides long. RefSeq names its product NIMA related kinase 3 (gene Nek3). Gene Ontology annotation, biological process: protein phosphorylation. The record is from RefSeq and is a predicted model, not a curated record. NCBI's taxonomy places the organism in Eukaryota, Metazoa, Chordata, Mammalia, Rodentia, Bathyergidae. Gene Ontology annotation, molecular function: ATP binding; protein kinase activity.
ACAACCUGAGAGACGACCUGCCGCUCCGCCCCGCCCCGCGGAAGCGCGCCAGCGGCCCGGCGAAGGAGCGACUCGAGUCGUGGGGAACGACGGGUUUGGGAGCGCAGGAGGUGACUGAAGGAGCAGAGCCCAGCUUCGAGUGCCCAGCAUGGAUAACUAUGUGGUCCUGAGAGUGAUCGGGGAGGGUUCCUUCGGCAGAGCUCUUUUGGUUCAGAAGGAACGCAGCAAUCAAAUGUUUGCCAUGAAAGAAAUAAGGCUUCCCAAGUCUUUCUCUGAUACACAGAAUUCUAGGAAGGAGGCUGUUCUGUUAGCCAAAAUGAAACACCCCAAUAUUGUUGCCUUUAAAGAAUCAUUUGAAGCUGAAGGACAUCUGUAUAUUGUAAUGGAGUAUUGUGGUGGAGGAGAUCUAAUGCAAAAGAUUAAACAACAAAAGGGAAAGUUAUUUCCAGAAGAUAUGAUACUUAAUUGGUUUACACAAAUGUGCCUUGGAGUAAAUCAUAUUCACAAGAAAUAUGUACUACAUAGAGAUAUCAAGACCAAGAAUGUCUUCCUCACCCAAAGUGGAAAAGUGAAACUGGGAGAUUUUGGAUCGGCCCGUCUUCUCUCCAAUCCCAUGGCAUUUGCUUGUACAUAUGUGGGAACACCUUAUUAUGUGCCCCCAGAAAUUUGGGAGAACCUGCCUUAUAAUAAUAAAAGUGACAUCUGGUCCUUGGGCUGCAUUCUGUAUGAACUCUGUACCCUGAAGCACCCAUUUCAGGCAAAUAGUUGGAAAAAUCUUAUCCUCAAAAUAUGUCAAGGGUCCAUCCACCCAUUGCCACCUCAUUAUUCCUAUGAACUUCAGUAUCUCAUCAAGCAGAUGUUUAAAAGGAAUCCCUCACAGCGCCCUUCAGCCACCACCCUGCUUUCCCGAAGCUGUUUGGGUUCCCUCAUCCAGAAGUGCUUACCCCCUGAGAUUAUCACAGAAUAUGGAGAACAGGUAUUAGAUGAAACCGAAACGCGUAAGCAUAAUACACCAAGAAAAAAGGACCCCAGCAGAAUCAGGACAGCUUUGGGAAAUGAAGCAAGCACAAUGCAACAGGAAAAACAAGGAAGGAAGUACAGCCAUAAUGAUUUUGAAAGCACUAAUACAAAUUCAGUUGAAAAUGCAUUGAGGAAAGUAACCAGAGGAAAAAAAGACUCAGGUAAUCAGUCAGCCCAUGCCAGAAAAGCCAAAUCACCAAGUCCUCACAGGCGACAGUGGGAGACAAAUGUACCCAGUACAGUUCUUUCAGCUUUGGAAAAUGCAUCCAUACUCACCUCCAGUUUAACAUCGGGGGAUGACAGAGGUGGUUCUGUAAUAAUGUACAGUGAAAAUAAUACCCGUAAGCAGUGGCUCAGGGAGACUCCUGACACAUUGUUGAAUAUCCUUAAGAAUGCAGAUCUCAGCCUGGCAUUUCAAACAUAUACAAUAUAUAGACCAGCAGGAUUCUUAAAAGGCCCUUUGUCUGAAGAAACAGAAUCAGCAGACAGUGUUGAUGGAGAUCUGGAUGCUGUCAUUUUGGAUCCAGAGAGAAUGGAACCUCGGCUAGAUGAGGAGGACACGGACUUUGAAGAAGAUGACGAGAGCCAGGAUUGGGUGUCAGAACUGAAGGAGCGAGUUGGAUGGCAGGGCAUGGGUGAUGGAUAGUGUCUGCGUGAUGUGGGGAAGAUGUUUCACAUGAGGAAUUCAUGUUUGGAAACAGAAUGAAGAGGUUGAAACUGUUAAUAUUUAAAAUUGUUCCUCACUAGUAUGACUGAGUUUUUUAAAAACCUAGAAUUGGGCUGGGGAUGUAGCUCAGCAGUGCCUCGCCUGCCUAGCAAGCGAAGGUCCUGAGUUUUAUCCCUGGUCCCGGAAAAAAAAAAAUCUAGAAUUCUGAGCUGGGCAUGGUGGCACACACGUGUAAUCCCAGUACUUGGGAGGCUGAGGCAGGAGGAUCACCAUGAGUUUGAGACCAGCCUGGACUACGUAGUGACUUCAAAGCCAGCCUGAACUACAAAGUGAGACUCUGUCAAAAAACAAAUAACAUCUAGAAUUCCUAUGAAAUUUUUUAACACAUUGGAGAAGGUAUAGCAGAUGGGUAUGAGCUUCAGGCUUUACAGUCCAAUAGAUAAGAGACUGGAUGCUAGCUCUGCCACUGUGUGAUUUUAGAAUGUGACUUGACUCCUUGCCUAUAAAAUGAAGAUUUAUAAUGCCUACCUUCUAGGGACGCUGACCACAGACAAUUAUAGGAGCCCAUGCUACUAGUCUGCUAACGAUUUGUGUUUAUUACUACAUAAUACUAUAUACUCCCUAGAGUUGAGGGUCUAAAUAUAUUUAAUCAUAACAGGAUAUUGUGUGUGGUUUCUCUGUAAGACCUAGAUCAUUUCCAGUGAUCUUUACCAGUUACUAGCUGUCCUUCAAUACAGCCCCUCACAGGAUGCAUGAAAGACCCCAUGCAGGUUGGAGCAUCCGCAUGGUGAGAGAGGGGUAGCUCUAGAUCUUGUCAGUGAUAGCAGUCAGUCUCGCGCUUAAUAGAGGAGCAAGGCGACAGUGAGGUUCACCUGGCAAGUGUCAGAAAGCAUAAAGUGGUGUGGAAUAAAUGAGGGGAGGAUCCCUGCAUGUGUGGGUCACUGUGUACAUGCACACAUGCUGGGUCCUUGUUUAAUACUGUGAUACUUCAGUGAGGUGAGAAUAUUCUCCUCACUAAACAGGCCUCUCUCUGCCUCCCAAGUACUGGGAUUACAGACGUGAACCACCAUGGCAGGCUGAACACUUCCCUUCUGACACUCCAAGGAGAUGGCCCCAGCUGGGCAUAGUGGCACACACCUCUAAUCCUAGCGCUCAGGAGGAUGAGGCAGGCGAGUCUGAAGCUCAAGACCAGCCUUGGCUACAUAAGGAGACACUGUCUCAAAAAAACAAAAUCCAAACCAAAAAAAAUCUAGAAUCCCCCAGGGUAUAAAUAUUUUCAAACCAUCAAACAAAGUGAACUUGGAAUUAUGUAUGCAUAGUUAUUGACAUGCUGAAUGAAUCGUGGAUAAUAAAUCCUUCAGAGGCUGGGGAUAUAGUUCAGUGGUAGAGUGCUUGUCUAGAUGCUCAAGGUCUGGGUUCCAUAUACAGCACUGAAAAAAAAAUCCUUCUGAAAAAUCAGAUGAUUUGCAGGGUUUUGCUUUUAAUAAAAUUUCAGGAGACUCUGGAAUUA